This is a messenger RNA of Symbiodinium necroappetens, 4236 nucleotides long. Lineage: Eukaryota; Dinophyceae; Suessiales; Symbiodiniaceae. The record is from the annotation of a GenBank genome assembly.
AUGGAGUCCGGUACAGCGGCAAGCAUGAGGUUCGGACAGCUCGGCUUCAUCGAGAAUUCAUUGAUCGAGCUCCAGCACAUACCGAUGACUCAAUCAGAGCUGUCCUGCGUGGUGGGAACGAGCUGGACACGUCUUCUACACAUGAAUCGAAACCGCAUCUCUUGCGACUUAUGCCUCUGCUCUAGAGUCGAUGUCAACUUUGACUGGAGCGAACCUUACGUCAUGGCAUACAACAGUGCCUCCGCAGGCAUCCAGCGCCAGGACAAGUGGUGUAUGCAGGGUGAGCUUUCCAGAAGUAUGCCGAUUCCGAAGGUGAGAACCAGACCUGGCCACGACGAGACAGAACUGAAAAUGAUGCAUUCUGCUGCCGUCAUGGAGAGCCUUGCGGGAGGUGGUGUAGGUGUUGCCACCAAGAUCUUGGGAUUAAGGGAACGAGGUGCUCCUUGGGAUCACAUCAGCCAGUUUGCCGCGAUGGCCAAGGCGACCGCUUUCGAGAUGCCCAAGGAGACGGCCUUGGAGGUCUGCCGGUGCCUCGCAGAGGCCGCCAUGGAAGCAGAAGCGGAGGCAGAAGCGGAGGCCCAGGAGGGUCAAGCUAUUGCAAGCCUUCGCACUUGUGCGAUGUCCUUGCUGGCUUCUGCUGCUGCCAGAGCUCGCGAUGCAGACAGCUUGGACUUCCCUCUUUGUGGCCUCGAGAUGAUCGCCAAGACCGGUCUCGGCUGGAGCGCCUUCUCCAACAUGUUCUUGGUCGCCGUCUUCGUGCAGCUCCAGCGCUGCCACCAGGAGACUCAGCUCCAAAUGUCGUUUGAAGCAGCAGGUCGGGUCAGCAACGUUUUCGUUUGGGCGUCUGAGUGUCAUGGAGACCUUGUCGGCAAACUUGCUCCGGCCGGCAGACGUGUUGCAGGGGCCGCACAUCGGACGCUGAGCAAACUACAUGGACAGGGCGCUGAGGAUAGCAUGCUGGCCAAGCUAGCGCUGCUUGCUUUGAACUACCCGAUUGCACAACGAAGCUCCUUAACACCCUUUGUCUGGAAGAAUGGGAUGAAUAGCAAUGGGCAGGCCGCUGCCGUUGUUGCAGUCGCUCGAGCGGGAGCGGAGCAACCAUGGCAAUUCGUCUUGGCACCCGGCGAGGCGGUGGUGCUUGGGCGCGCCGCUGACUGCGAUGUGGUUCUCCAGUCCAGGGGAGUAUCAGGGCGACAUGCAGUCCUGCGGCACAGGCGAGUCAACGAGGACACGUCAGAGAUGUGUCUCGAGGAUACCUCAACGAACGGCACUGGUUUGGCCUCGGGCAGUGAGUGGCAGCCUGUGCGAAAAGGAGAUAGCAAGGCCUUGGGCCAAUAUUCGCAGAUUUUACUUCCCUUCAACUGCAAGGUCCAUGACCAGGCAGUGGUCCUCACGGUUUCAAACUUCGGUCCGGGGCUUCCGGAUGCGUAUGAUUCCAGACGCAAGACCGGGCGGUGGAGAUACCGGGGCAAACUCGGAGAAGGUGCUUUGGGCGUCGUUCACCAAGCCAUCGACAUUACGGGGAAGCUGAAGGGGGAUGUGGCCAUCAAGGUCUGCAAGGUCACCAAAGGUGCCAAGCCGACGGCAAAGCUGCGAAGCGCCUUCAUCCUUCAUCGGGAAGCUCAGUGGUCAUUGCGAAGGCUCCACAACUCAAGCUACAAAGGGUUCUCAGAGAAGAAGGCAGCUCUCUUCGCUCGAUACCUCGAGGACCAUACCGGCCGAUGGAGCCGGGAUAUGGACUUCGAUGCCGAGCGUGCGACCUUCGAAGCUCCGGAGUUCCGCUGGGACAAGUUCAGGCCUCCAGAGACACUGCCGCCACAUCCUUAUGUGGCUAUGGAGUUUGUCCCUGGCAGAACACUUCACGCAGCUUUGGGCUGGAGUCGAGAUCAGCCCGUUCGCAGGGAAGCGCUCCUCAGUCAAGAGGAGAAGCAGAUUGUGGUUCGACAAGCUGCAGAGGCAUUGGUUUAUUUGGUAGAAAUGGGACUGAUACACCGCGACUUUCGGACCACGAAUCUUAUGGUUUCCGAGAGGAAAGCUGGCAUUCGCAUCCAUGUGAUCGACCUGGGCCACACUAUUUUGGCGGAGUCUCAUCAAAGUCGCAACAAGAGUGCAGUUGUCAGGUGCAAUUGGAAAGAAGAAGAGAAGAAGCGAUUCGAUUGGGCUCCACCGGAAGUCAAGGCUAAGGAAAACUUCGUGAACUUUGCAUAUCCGGCACAUUCAUUUGAUGUGUAUUCAUUUGGAGUGCUGGCUGUUCAGUUGCAGACUUCUGGCAUGCAGGCGGCGCGGCUUGCUGUCAGUCGGCUGAUGGGUUUGGAGGCGGGCGACCGCCUCUCGGGAGCUCUCGGCCUCAGCCAGGAGCUGCUUUCGCGGAUGCUCGGAGACGUGUCGAAGCGCCCAAAUGCCGAGCAGAUCGUGGAACACCUGCACGGCAAAACGCCAGAAGUUGUGAAGCCGAAGAUCCCUGAACAGGUCAAUGGCUCUCGGCACGACGUCCAUGUCUCAGCUGCUACGUUUGUUGAAGACAAGAAGCAGGAUGGGGCAGCAAACGGCAAACUGGAUGCCAAAGUCGCAAGCGACAACGGUAUCGAUGUCCACGAGGAUCAUCCGCCUAAGGAAGAAGGUGCGGAGAAGGCAAGAAGGCAGCAAGGAGGUGUUGUGGAUGAUGCGGACAUUGAGGAAGUCGUUGAAGGUGAAAUGGCCGAUGACAACGACUCCAACUCAUCUGCCGAAGGCAAGAAGGAGACGAAGGAGACGAAGGAGACGCACAGAGCCCAAGCUUUGCAAGUUCCUCACGCUGUUCUCGCCGUCAGCCCGGAGCAGGCGGAGACUGCCGAGCGGGAGCCAAGCCUCAAGCGACAGGCGGAGGCGGACAGUCACGCAGACGAGCCUGCAAAGAAGCGCCGGGAGAAGAAGAGCAAGGAUUCUCAAACAGUACAGAGCGAACCAGACAAGAUAUCAGGCAAAAAGCCUCUAGAAACGCAGGCAUCUCCGCAAGGUCAGAGCGCAGAGGCUGACAACCGAUCCAUGGAUCUGGUUGGAAUUGCUGCUGGGCCUGCAGAGUCUGCUGGGGAAUCGAAACGCCAGCGCGAUCCAAAGAUGCAGCCGUCCCCGCAGCCCGCAGAUACAAAGCGGAGAAAGCAGGACAGUUCGGAGCACGACCAAAAGGCGGCUGAGCUUGCGGCGAAGGCACAAGAUCUUCGAGAUGCGAAGAGAGAAAGGAUCCAAGAGCGAAUCCUUUUGAGGCAGUUGGGAGCUGGCGAGAGACGCCCCAGAGAGAAUCCCUCCCCCGAUGCAAAGAACAAGCCGCAACCUACUUCGGGAGCGGUUGUGGAGGAUGGGGCGAGCUCGUACCAAAAGGCAGACCGUGUUGCUCAUGUGCAGGAACCGAGGCGAAUCGCCUUUGAAGUCAGGAACCACCAGGAAGCCAAGAAGGCAGACCGCACUGACCGCACUAGUUCCGUUGCCACGGAACAGACAGCAGUCAACGCAGUCAACGUGCAAAAGCAAAUUGCACAGCCACAAGCAGAGCUGCUUGGCGAACCCGUCCUCGAAGUGGCCCAGGAGCCUCCAGUGGCGACACCAGAGGAGCCAGACGGCAAAAAGGCCGACAUCAAAAGCCAGGUGUCGGAUAACCACCAGCAGCUUCAAUCACAAAUGACAGCAAUGUAUGCCUGGAUGCAGCAGCAGAUGAGCGUCCUGGACAACCAAGCGCCGAAGGCCGAAGAAGACUACCUCCGAACCUAUGCCCUUGCCUUGCAGACGCAAGCGCAGACGGGAAAUCUGGUCCAAAAGGAAGCCUUAUCCGAUCCUCUUGGCUGGGCGGGGCAGUCGUUGGGAGUCCCUGCAAUUCUCAGCAACCCGUUCUUGCUGCAAGCCGCGCCGGCGCCGACACCUUGCAAAGCCUUUCCAAGCGCACCUCUACCCUCGCAACUACAAACACUGCCCACACCCGCCGCAUGCGCCACAUCACUUACAGUUCCCACCGUUCCCACCUCGUUGCCGGUGCCAAUAGCGGUGGUGCCGGUGCGGCAAGCACCUUCAACCCCAGUGCCACCCAAGGCCCCCCAAGUUGUUAUGCCGAAGCCAGGCUUUGCAGCAACGCCACCAGCUUCCGCUCAUUUAAACAAGGCAGCCUUGUUAGCUCAAAUCCCCUGCAAAUCCGGAGAUUCGGCAAGAGCUGCUAUGCUGGCGCAGAUACCCUGCAAAAGUAGGGGUCCAUUUGCGCCUUCACACUGA